UAGCCGGGCGGCCUCGGCCGAGGGGAGCUCAGAGUGAGUGCCGGGGCCCCUCCGCCAUGCGCCUCCUUCUCCUCCUCGUCUUGUGCCUGCCCUUGCCAGGCCUGGUGCCGGCCCAGCCUUCAGCUGCCCGCUGCAGCCCCGGGGGCUGCGUGGCCCUGUUUCCCCAGCCCCGGCCCUUCCUGGAGGCCUGGCGCAGCUGUCGGGACCGUGGCGGGGACCUGGCCACCCUCAAACACCCUGAAGAGGCGGCCGAUGUGGCCCAGCUGCUAGAUGAGGCACCGCGCCCAUCGCCGGGACCCCGGCGCUACUGGAUUGGGCUCCAGCGCCAGCCCCGGCAGUGCCAGCCCCGGCGCCCGCUGCGCGGAUACACCUGGACCACAGGAGAGCAGGACACGGCCUACACCAACUGGGCCCGGGAGGAGGCGCCAGCCAGCUGCAGUCUGGCGCGCUGCGUGGCCCUGAGCCACAUCGCUGGUGCCCACCAGCCACCGGCCUGGCUGGACGGAGCCUGCACGGCACCCGCCGAUGGCUACGUGUGCCGCUUUGCCCACACUCGCGCCUGCCCCAGCCUGGGCGCCGCCAGCUACGCCACGCCCUUCGGCACCGUGCCGGGCCCGCUCAGCCACGUGCCCUUUGGUACGGUGGCAGCCAUGAGCUGUGGGGCCGGCACGCCCGCCUCGGCCCUGUGCCGCUACCGCGAGGACGGCACUGUGGGCUGGAGUCCACCAGGGCCCCCGUGCGAGGAGGAAGCAGCAUCACACGAGGGCUGGUGCGAGGGUGAUAAUGGCGGCUGCCAGGAGCUGUGUGGCGGCACCGGGGGCCCCGCCCCCCCCGGCCCCUGCCACAGCGGCAGGGCCCUGCUGGCAGACGGGCGGUCCUGUGGGCCGGCACCACCCUGCCGUGAGCACCCCUGCGAGUAUGCCUGUGCAUCUGAGGGCACUGGUUACCGCUGCCUAUGCCCUGCUGGGCACCGUCUGGCACGUGAUGGGCACUCGUGUGAGGACGUGGAUGAGUGUGCUGAGGCAGGCGGGGCCCCAUGUGAGCAGCUGUGCGAGAAUGCGCCAGGCGGGUACCGGUGCCGCUGCCGUCUGGGCUACGCAGGCGAUGGGGCAGGGGGCUGCGGCGACGUGGAUGAGUGUGAGUUGCCCGGCGUCUGCCACCAGAUGUGUGUCAACUACGAGGGUGGCUUCGAGUGCUUCUGCGCUGAGGGCUAUGAGCUGCAGGCCGAUGGUGUUAGCUGUGCCCCACUUGGUGCUGCCCCAGGGCCUCCCUUCGCCUGGCCCCGGCCCCCAGAAGAGGAGGAAGAGGAGGAGGAGGAGGAGGAGGAGGAGGAAGACCUGGCCUACAGCUGGACCCCCGGUGGGACACCCCAGGCCCGGCCUGGCACAGCUAGAGCCCCCCGAGCACCUCCCACCCCACCCGCAGCUGCCUGGGUUCCCCUGCUCAGGUCUCCUUACCCCCAUGGUACUGGGGACACCUGGAUUCCCCAUGGAGUUGAGGAUGCUUGGGUGCCCCCCGGCCAGCCACACCUUGCUGAGGAUAUCUGGGUUCCCCCCGGCCGGCCCCAGAGAGCAGAGGACACCUGGGUUCCCCCCAGCCGGCCCCACGGAGCUGAGGGUGCCUGGGUUCUCCCUGUCGAGCCCCAUGGAGCCGAGGACUCCUGGGUUCCCCUCAGCCAGGCCCACGGAGCCGAGGACUCCUGGGUUUUCCCCAGUGACUCCCCCCAAGCCCAGUCCCCGCUACUCCCCAACCCUGCCCACAGAGCCAGGGACACCUGGGUUCUCCCUGCCCAGCCCCCCACCCCACACGGGGUCUGGGGGGCCUGGCUUCCCCUCACCAGGCCCCCCACAUCCCACAGAACCAGGGAUGCCUGGGUUCUCCCUGCCCAGUCCCACCCCUCUCAGGACACCUGGGUUCCAGUGAUCAGAUCUCCAGAACCCCAGGGCGUCGAGGACACCUGGGUCCCCCUCACCCCCAGGCCCAGAAUACAGACCCCCUCACUCCCUGACCCCCCACACAGGGCCAGGGACACCUGGGUUCUCCCUGCCCGUCCCCCCAGGGGUUAA
Messenger RNA from Alligator sinensis (Chinese alligator), 2066 nucleotides. It is a transcript of the gene CD248, whose product is annotated as CD248 molecule. The transcript is spliced from 3 exons. NCBI's taxonomy places the organism in Eukaryota, Metazoa, Chordata, Crocodylia, Alligatoridae. The record is from RefSeq and is a predicted model, not a curated record. Bases 57 to 2066 code for a protein of 669 amino acids. Gene Ontology annotation, molecular function: calcium ion binding.